This is a messenger RNA of Prorocentrum cordatum, 428 nucleotides long. NCBI's taxonomy places the organism in Eukaryota, Dinophyceae, Prorocentrales, Prorocentraceae. The record is from the annotation of a GenBank genome assembly.
CGGCCCGCUGGCGCGGCGCCGCUCGGCGGGCAGCUCCGCCGCGGGCUCGGCGGGCAGCCUCCGGCGCCGGGCGGCGCCGCGCCCGUCGGCCAGCGCCAGCGGCAGGCGAAGGACCGCCUCCAGGCCGGACACUACUCCGAGGAGGCGUUGCGCGAGCUCGAGGGCGCUUGGCAGGCGCCAGUGGACGUGCUGCCGCGGCUGCAGGGCACGUGGGCGGUGCGGCGGCUGGCCCAGGAGGCCGAGCCGAGCGACCCGUCGCGCGCCGUCGUCGGCCUCUACAGCAGCGAGCUGGGCAAGCUGCUCGGCAUGGACCUGGCGGCGCAGCCGGAGGCGGGCGCGCGGUUCGCGUCGUGCAUGCCGCGCAUGUUUCCAGGCCGCUCAAAGAGGGUCGGAGUAGGUAGGGUCGGAGGGUCGCGCCGCAUCGCCGC